This is a messenger RNA of Choloepus didactylus (southern two-toed sloth), 2392 nucleotides long. It is a transcript of the gene HPGD, whose product is annotated as 15-hydroxyprostaglandin dehydrogenase. The record is from RefSeq and is a predicted model, not a curated record. The transcript has 7 exons. Lineage: Eukaryota; Metazoa; Chordata; Mammalia; Pilosa; Megalonychidae. Gene Ontology annotation, molecular function: oxidoreductase activity, acting on the CH-OH group of donors, NAD or NADP as acceptor. Gene Ontology annotation, cellular component: cytoplasm. The coding region runs from base 641 to 1441 and encodes 266 amino acids.
GUACAGCUCACUUUCUCAUGUCCAAUAUCUGUACAAGUUCAAGUUGGUAGAAAACACAACUAGAAAAGAACAAUGGUGUCAAUUACCUCUGCCCUCCUCCCCUCACUCCUGCCAUCCCCUCCCAUGGCCCUGAUAUGGAAUUUCACACAAAAAUUUAAACUGAGAUAAAAUAGCAACAUUUCCCAAAUUUCUGCCUCUUUGUUCCAGUUUUGCUUUUGAUAUGGGGGGGGGGGGCUGGGGAGCGGCGGAGGAAGAAUCCAGCUCCCAAGCCUCUCCUCUGCCCUCCUUUUAUGGGGGUGGUCUUUAAGGCGCUGAGGGAAAUCUUUUUAGGAUAACCUCCUUUCUGCUUUUCCUCUGUCAGCUCACUGCCAACCACGCAGUCAGAGGCGGCGAGAAGGCUCCGACCCCGGCUCGGAUCCGAGACGGGAGAGGCAAAGAUCGCGAAGCCCAGUGCCCCGGAGCUGUCAGGGGCAGGUGACACGGUUGUCGUUGUGGGUUCCCGGGCGCUAACUUGACAGUUUCAUCCCCGCCCACUCGCAGGAGAGCGCCAGACCCGGUUCCACGCGCGCGCGCAGGGUCAUAAAAGCGGCAGCGGCGCGGAGGCGCGGAGCUCGCCCACCGCCCGAGCCGCGGCGGCACCAUGCAUGUGAACGGCAAAGUGGCGCUGGUGACCGGCGCGGCGCAAGGCAUAGGCAGAGCCUUUGCAGAGGAGCUGCUGCACAAGGGCGCCAAGGUAGCGCUGGUGGAUUGGAAUCUUGAAGCAGGUGUAAAGUGUAAAGCCGCCCUCGAUGAACAGUUUGAACCUCAGAAAACUCUGUUCAUCCAGUGUGAUGUGGCUGACCAGGAAAAACUGAGAGAUACUUUUAGAGAAGUUGUAGACCACUUUGGAAGAUUGGACAUUUUGGUAAAUAAUGCUGGAGUGAAUAAUGAGAAAAACUGGGAAAAAACUCUGCAAAUUAAUUUGGUUUCUGUUAUCAGUGGAACCUAUCUUGGCUUGGAUUAUAUGAGUAAGCAAAAUGGAGGUGAAGGUGGCAUCAUUAUCAAUAUGUCAUCUUUAGCAGGGCUCAUGCCUGUUGCACAGCAGCCUGUGUACUGCGCCUCAAAGCAUGGCAUAGUCGGAUUCACACGCUCAGCAGCGAUGGCUGCUAAUCUUAUGAAGAGUGGCGUGAGGCUGAAUGCCAUUUGCCCAGGCUUUGUUAAUACGCCCAUCCUCGAAUCCAUUGAAAAAGAAGAAAACAUGGGGAAAUAUAUAGAAUACAAGGAUGAUAUCAAGAAUAUGAUGAAAUUCUAUGGAAUUUUGGACCCAUCGACAAUUGCCAAUGGAUUAAUAACCCUCAUUGAAGAUGAUACCUUAAAUGGAGCCAUUAUGAAGAUCACAACUUCUAAGGGGAUUCAUUUUCAAGACUAUGAAGCAAGCUCAUUUCAGGCAAAAACUCAGUGAACAUUUUAUAUGUUGGCCAUAUCUGAAAAUUAUCACAAAUGACAUAUUCAGAGCAUAUUUACAUUUGUAUAUAACUUUUUAAAUGAAAUAUUAUAGCUUGAAGCUUUUCUUAAAUAUGGGAACUAGAGAAAUUUCCUUCGUGCAUUUUAUGUUAAGAUGUUAAUGUUUUUCUAAAUGAUUAGUUAAACAAAUGGAUAAAAAUAUUAUAAACUAUCAAAAAGAUGAUGUGGACAAAGGGUAGGUUGUGAUUUUUACAAUCAUAUGAAAUUAAAUGAUUAAAACAAAGAAUAUUCAAGGAAUAUUCUGCCUUUCUGAAAUCUUAUUUAUAUCUGUUGUUUAUAAAUAUUAAUGUUUUUCAGAACAUCCUUUUAAAAGAGAUACUUGAAUUGCUAAUUAAAUCAAGCCUGAUAAUUAAAAAAAAAAAAACUUAUUUUGUUGCUAUGGUCACACUUUAAAAGAAGAAAACUACCUACAUUGGCAAAUGUUUAUCAAUAAUUUUUUACUUAUAUACCAUAUUUUAGCUGAAGUUCUCUGCUCUUUAAAGAUGUUGCAUAUAAUGGGGCCAGUAGUUAAGGAAUAAAUUUCAGUGUGGAUAUAUUGAAAAAAUCUGAUAUAUGGGAAAACGACAGAAUGUGACUAGAUGAGACUGUUCAUUAACAACUCAGCCUCUCAUCUAGGAAAAACACUUCUUUCCUCUCUGCUCACUUAAAAAUUUUGACUUACGAAACCUCAGGAAUGAAACUUUUUUCAAUGCAAUUUUAUUGAGAUAUAUUCACACACCAUAUAAUACAUCCAAAGUAUACUAUCAGUGGCUCACGGUAUAAUCAUAUAGUGGUGCAUUCAUCACAAUCAAUUUUAGAACAUUUUCAUUGCUCCAAAAUAAAGAAAAAACUAAAAAUUAAAAAGAACACUCAAAACAUCCCAUACCCCUUAUCCCCACCCCCCUACAUU